CAUUAUUUAUUAAAAUAAUAAUGAAAAAAGAAAUAAAGAAACCCCCAGAAAUAGAGAGUUAAGCAAACCAGAUCAGGAUUGGUGGAACGUCAGGGGUCAAAGGUGAAGCACAUAGAAGCGGUCCAGGAAGAAGUUUGAACAUGGCGGAUAAAGAGAAGAAGAAGAAGGAGAGUAUAUUUGACUUGUCAAAGUACAUCGACAAAACCAUUAGAGUAAAAUUCCAGGGUGGACGUGAAGCGAGUGGCGUCCUGAAAGGGUUUGAUCCUCUGCUGAACCUGGUGUUAGACGGCACAAUUGAGUACAUGCGUGACCCGGAUGAUCAGUAUAAACUGACGGAGGACACCAGGCAGCUCGGCCUCGUUGUGUGUCGAGGGACGGCUGUUGUCCUCAUUUGUCCUCAAGACGGCAUGGAGGCCAUUCCCAACCCCUUCAUACAGCAGCAGGACGGCUAACAUGUAUACACACACACACACACAAGGAUUGUAUCUGUUUUCUACAACAAGUUUCAGUUGAGCAAGAGUCUGUAUUGCGUCCAAAUUUGUGGAUGUUGGUUAUCAUAAUGUGUAACAUAGUGUUUUUGUUUUGUUUUUCCUGGCUGUAACUUUACUCAGGAGAUCUUUUAGUUUGGUUAUGGUUUUGAAUUAAACAGUAUCAAAGUCAAGUGAUCUCAUUACAUAUGACUGCACAUAGUGCUAACUUUAUUUUUACUUGUUAUUUUAAUAUUAUAAUUAAAUUGGACAUUCAUAAGA
Messenger RNA from Hemibagrus wyckioides, 749 nucleotides. RefSeq names its product LSM7 homolog, U6 small nuclear RNA and mRNA degradation associated (gene lsm7). The record is from RefSeq and is a predicted model, not a curated record. Gene Ontology annotation, cellular component: U12-type spliceosomal complex; spliceosomal tri-snRNP complex; catalytic step 2 spliceosome. Gene Ontology annotation, biological process: nuclear-transcribed mRNA catabolic process; mRNA splicing, via spliceosome. The coding region runs from base 141 to 452 and encodes 103 amino acids. Gene Ontology annotation, molecular function: RNA binding. NCBI's taxonomy places the organism in Eukaryota, Metazoa, Chordata, Actinopteri, Siluriformes, Bagridae. The transcript has 4 exons.